AUGCUUCCAGGGAUUGGAAACUUGAACAGCCAAAGGGCUAACCCUGGACAGAGACGCUAUGGCAAACGGAAGGACAGUGCGAUAAGGACAUUAGUUGCCGAGACUUUAGUGUUGGCAAAAACUCACGGGUACGUUGAGAAGAUCGAAAACGAACUCGAGGAGGAGCUCCAGCAGGACAUCGACCCUCCCAAGGAAAAUCUCGGCAGGUGGAGAAGAAAGGGCUACCAAUUUUUUAAGAGUAAAUACAUGCUACUGACUGUCGUGGUGCUGUGUAUAACGGAUUGCGCACUUGUACUAGGGGAGCUAACUCUGGAUCUACACAAAGUCAAAGUCACUCUUGAAGAGAAUGAAAAAUUGACCGAAAGCACUACAGCUUUCCUUCAGAACAUGAGGCGCCAACAUCACCAGUACCUAAUAGAUAAACAGUUUUCAGAGGUUUUUGACAUGCUUAUGGUGGCAUCUAUAAAGUGGAACAUAUCAGAAUAUAAUUUAGCUCAAACAGAGGAAGAACUCGAUGUAAACAAAACGUACCGUUACCGACGGACUUUAACCAAACCAACGGAACAAUCGGCUAGAACGUCGGACAGUAACUUUGUACUGGAUGAUACUGCGAUCAAUGAAAACCAUCAUUCUAAAGGACAAAGCAUACAGGAAGAUAUAGCACAUGCAUUUCAUUUUGCUAGUAUAUCUAUAUUAGGAAUUAUAUUACUAGAGACAAUACUUAAGGCAUUAUGUGCAGGUUGUAUAUUUUUUCAUCGACGUCUUGAGGUAUUCGAUGCUUUCAUUGUGGUAACGUCGUUUAUUGUUGACUCGUGUCUGAUGGUAUACCUUCCACAGUAUGACACCAGGGAUUUUGUUUUCAUAUUGGCCUUUCUGCUACCUUGGAGGGUCAUCCGGGUCGUUAACAGUCUGGUUGUGGCUGUUAAGGACCAUGAACACUUUAGGUUAAAGCUUGUUUACAGUCGUAAAAAGAAGAUUCAGCAUAAUCUCAGGGAGGCAGAAGUCAGAAUGCAAAUAUUUAAGUAUCAAUGCAACGCAUUAAAGCGGCUGUGCCUAGCAGAGGGUCUAGACGAAUGGAAGGUCGAUCAUUGCCUCAAGGUAGAACAGAAAUAUCAACCUACAAUUGGUAAAAAGAAAUGUAAAGUUAAGAUCGACAAUUCCACUCUGUCCCUGAUCACAGAGUUGGACGAGGGAUGUUCCUCUACUCGUUCGUCUCCCAGGCACUCUUUGCCCUCCUUGGAUUUCCCUGGAUUGCGGUUCCUCAAUGGACACUCCAAACACAACGAAACCAACGGGAGUAUUGAGGAGAAUGGCAACGAGGUUGAUCAACAGCCUCAGGAUAUGUAA
Ylistrum balloti is the source of this 1347-nucleotide messenger RNA. RefSeq lists its product as uncharacterized. Lineage: Eukaryota; Metazoa; Mollusca; Bivalvia; Pectinida; Pectinidae. The record is from RefSeq and is a predicted model, not a curated record. The transcript has 9 exons. Gene Ontology annotation, biological process: proton transmembrane transport. Bases 1 to 1347 code for a protein of 448 amino acids. Gene Ontology annotation, molecular function: voltage-gated proton channel activity. Gene Ontology annotation, cellular component: plasma membrane.